UCGCGGCCCCCACCUCCGAGCGCGCGGCGGCGGCGCACCGCGCGCAGAGCCCACCACCCGGCCACCGGCGCCCGACUCCCGGCUCUCGGCUGCAGGCGGGGUGGGCGGCGCCUCGCGGGACCGCGGGACUACCGGACCAGGGGCUCUCCGGUGCCCACUUGCUCCCGCCACCCGGCAACGCGGACCCAGCGCCCGAGCGCGGGCGGGAUUGGCGCUCCGCGGUGGCCCGGCGUCCCGCGUGCGCCCCGCGGAGCCGCGCGCACACCCGCUGGCCGUCGGGGGCGCGGCCAGCCUCGGGAGCAGACACCUGUCCCGCCGCGGCGGCCCCGAGCCGGCGUCGCACCGCAGCCCGCGGCUUCGGAGGCAGCGAGGGCGGGGAGAACCUGAGUGGGGACUCGCGCUGUGGAGAAAGCCGCGCCCAGCCCGAGGUCUCCGACCCCGCGUGGCGAGCUGCAGGACACCAUGGCCCCUAAGCUGCUGCUGCUGCUCUGCCUGUUCUCGGGCUUGCACGCACGGUCCAGAAAGGUGGAAGAGGAUGAAUAUGAAGAUUCAUCAUCAAACCAAAAGUGGGUCUUGGCUCCAAAGUCCCAAGACACUGACGUGACUCUUAUUCUCAACAAGUUGUUAAGAGAAUAUGAUAAAAAACUGAGACCGGAUAUUGGAAUAAAACCGACCGUAAUUGAUGUGGACAUUUAUGUUAACAGCAUUGGUCCUGUGUCAUCCAUAAACAUGGAAUACCAAAUUGACAUAUUUUUUGCUCAGACCUGGACAGACAGUCGCCUUCGAUUCAACAGCACAAUGAAAAUACUUACUCUGAACAGCAACAUGGUGGGGUUAAUAUGGAUCCCAGAUACUAUCUUCCGCAACUCUAAGACUGCUGAGGCUCAUUGGAUCACCACGCCCAACCAGCUCCUCAGAAUUUGGAAUGAUGGAAAAAUCCUUUACACUUUAAGGCUCACCAUCAAUGCAGAGUGCCAGCUGCAGCUGCACAACUUCCCCAUGGAUGAGCACUCCUGCCCGCUGAUUUUCUCCAGCUAUGGCUACCCCAAAGAAGAAAUGAUUUAUAGAUGGAGAAAAAAUUCAGUGGAGGCAGCUGAUCAGAAGUCAUGGCGACUCUAUCAGUUUGACUUCAUGGGCCUCAGAAACACUACAGAAAUCGUGACAACUUCUGCAGGUGAUUAUGUUGUCAUGACCAUAUAUUUUGAAUUGAGUAGAAGAAUGGGCUACUUCACUAUUCAGACAUACAUUCCCUGUAUACUGACUGUGGUUUUAUCCUGGGUGUCAUUUUGGAUUAAAAAAGAUGCUACACCAGCAAGAACAGCAUUAGGAAUCACCACGGUCCUGACCAUGACCACACUCAGUACCAUAGCAAGGAAUUCCCUCCCAAGAGUGUCCUAUGUGACCGCCAUGGACCUCUUUGUGACUGUGUGCUUCUUAUUCGUCUUUGCUGCGUUGAUGGAGUAUGCCACCCUCAACUACUAUUCAAGCUGUAGGAAACCAAGUGCCACGAAGAAGAAAACAUCGUUAUUACAUCCAGAUUCCUCAAGAUGGAUUCAUGAGCGAAUAAGCCUGCAAGCCCCUUCUAACUACUCUCUCCUCGACAUGAGGCCACCACCACCUACGAUGAUCACUUUAAACAAUUCCGUGUACUGGCAAGAAUUUGAGGAUACCUGUGUCUAUGAGUGUCUGGACGGCAAAGACUGUCAGAGCUUCUUCUGCUGCUAUGAAGAAUGUAAAUCAGGCUCUUGGAGAAAAGGACGUAUCCACAUAGACAUCUUGGAGCUGGACUCAUACUCCCGGGUCUUUUUCCCCACAUCGUUCCUGCUCUUUAACCUGGUCUAUUGGGUUGGGUACCUGUAUCUUUAAAUGUUGCCCUUAGUGAUCAGUGAAGAGCACUUGGUUCACAUUCUUUUCCUUCCAUCAUUCUCUGUCCACUAGUGACCAACCGAGAGUACCAAGGAAGGACACUGUUCAGUUUAUCUUAAGUCAUAAAUUACCUUUCCAUAUCACAGGAAGUGUCUGGCAAAUAUUUCUACUAUAAAUUUCACACACACAAACACACCCAUGUUCAUUGAAUUUUAAAGCGAUAUUCUUGUUCACCCCUUACUGAAUCUGUGGCUUGAAGAUGUUUAUGAAUGAUUUUGCAUAUUGGAAGCAGCUAUGGAUUAACUGCCCGUGAGAAGAAAUCUGUAAAACAUGCAAGCAGUUAUCUGAGACGCGCUCUCAGGCCUUACUCCUUCUGUAUUGUCCCUCUGCAGUCCUUACCAUCAGCACCCAUGUGUAUUGAGACAUUUCUGGUGCAGACACUCUGAGCUGCCCUCGGUCCUGUGCUUGUGGACUCUCUGAGUUCAGGUGUGAGCUGCAGUGAGAUCUGACCCAGUUUCCUCUUUCUGUGGCCUGUUUUUCUUUGGCACCAUUUCACUGUUAGCACCCUUUUACCUUCCAGCCUCACCCUAGACCUUGAAUGAGUGUACAUGUACAUUUUCCCAUUUGAGGAAAAAUAUAAUUUGGUUUUAAGUUUUAUGUCAUUGACAUCAAAGAAUUGGUUAUCUCUGAGCAUUAGGUUAGAGCUUUAACCCAAACUGCCAAGAGUCAAUAGUAUUUAAAGUGUGGGUUCUUGGACUAGUUCAACGUUUUACCUUAAGAGCUGUGUUUUACUAGACCAAGUUCAAUCCCAGAGUAUGUGUCCAGCUUGUGUUACAUGGGUUAAAUAAAUGUCUUCAGCUUGCAAAGAAAGGCAUACAGCAUGCAGAAGCCUUUGUCUUGAAAAUCUGUUCCAGAGUGUGAAAGAGAUGUAGGUAGAAUCUUAAACAUUUUAUUACUUUUCAAAUCAAACCAAAUUUACAUGCAAAAAAAAUCAGUAAUGGCUGUCAUCAAUUAUAUAUUUUGAUGAACAAAAAAUAUUUUAUACCUUGAAAUAUGGAUACAUAGCAAAAUUCCAAAGAAAAAAAUCCCCCUUGAAUCAAUACUCUUUUGAUAUUUUUAUAACACAAAACCUGUUUGCUUCCUGAUGCUAGUUCUUUGUUAUAACUGGAUGCCAGUGUGUGCUUCAUAAGCCUCUUUUGAAGCUUUCCAACAUCAGUGGGGGAAGGGGUCCCACUAGUUAUUUAAUAAUGCUUGAGCAUUAUUAAAAUUUUGGUAUCAAAAUGUCUGUGCUUCUCAUCCUUCUCACCCAGAAGACAAAUUUAAUUAUUUUUGGAAACCAUGAAUUUUUAAAUUAUCUAUUGUGAAUACUAUUAUUACUCAAAAAAAAAAAAAAACUAAAACAUUAUACAGAGAAAUUAUAUAAAAGUGGUGACUUCACAAAUUCACUGGUUGUAAAUGAGAUAAAGGAGGGGUUGGGAGCAGAAAAGGAUAGAAAAAUUCCUAUUAGAUACAUCCAUUUAUUCUUCUCAACUUUGUUGCGUAUCAAGUGAAUGCAAAAAUACAGAUUCAUUAUCACCUGAUUUUUGAAGUUCAAGUCUGUAUAGUGUGAAACAGUCAUACUCAUUUUUCUUGUCAGUUCUACCUUUUGAUUUGAUAGUUGCUUCAUAAGCCUCAAGCCAAUUAGCUUCUACUAAGCAAAUUUGGCUUUUAAAAUUUAAAAAACAAUAAGUUGAAAACAUUGGCUGAAAUGAACUUUCUCCUUUUGUGGAGAAUUUCAACCUCGCCUGCCCGUCACAGUUCCUGAGCACAGGAAUCCCCCCUUUACACCACCACACUGCCACAGAGGGCAGUCUUCCUCCAACACAACUUCCCACUUGAAGGAUGCCAACAAUAUGAAAAAUUUCAACCUUUUACAUUUUGAAAAAAGUUCUGCAGAGAACUGAAUUUUCUAGUAAAAUUCUUCUUGGGAGGAAAAUAACCUAAAAACUUUUUUAGAACACAGAUGUGGUCCAAUUUUACCUUAAAAACAGUUUUAAUGAGGCUUCUUAUUUCAAAAUCACUCAAUAUUUGGAUGUUUUUGCCAACUCUUGUGAAAUUUUGCACACAGCAGAUAUAUCCCAAUUGCCUCUCUAUUCUGAAUCUAGCCAUUGUCUUCUGAACCUCAGCAGUCCUUGUGAUCAAAACACAGCAGUUCAUGGUUCCUGUUCCAUAAAGGAGAACCUUCAUCUCUAGAGAGUCGAGCAGAUGUUCACUAACAGAGCACAAAAUAGAUUCUUGAGUGAAACGAGCUAAAGCAUCAUCCCCCAAAUCACUGCAAUGCAAUGCCUGUUUCUCUUCAGGCUUGCAUAAUUCACUGUUUCUGUGUCAGUCUCAACUCCUGAGAUGAACUUUCUCAGUCCACAGUAUGGGAGACUUCAGUGCACCCCACUCAGAGGCUUUCAGCACAUGGGUGUGUUUACUUUUUGGAGGAAGGAGGCAGAGGCAUGCAGGGAGAGUGUGAGGGAGGCACAUCCCUCUUCAAUUGCACAACUCUCCUUUGCUGGGAGUCUGCUUCUGAGGGUUAUGUGGGGGCACUCGGCUCAAGGCUGUUCACACAGCUCUGCCCAUGCUUUGCAUGUAGACUUGGGAAGCAUUUUUGAUCCAAAUGAUUUGCAUUCCAAAGGUGCUAUUGUGUUCCUCAAUUUCAGAAAUACUCUACAGCGAGGAGAUGACAGUUCUGUAUUUUGACAAGGAUUCAAAUUUCUGACCACUGUGGAUUUUACUUAAAACUGUGACUGCCUCUCUUUUAAGCUGCACCACGGGGAAAGGGGGAAGGAAGGAAAGACAUUUAGGAUGAAUGGAAUUAGAGCAAAAUGUCUCUUUAGAGCCUAUAUAAAUUUUGACUUGCAAAGUCCCAGCACCACUGACCAGAACAGAGGCCCCAAAUACUGAACAGAGAAGGACAAUGUUGAAAUAACUUACUCUGGACCCAGCCAGCACUUCUCUCAAUCUAUCCAAAAUAUGCCUUAAAACAAAACAAAAAGCUCACAUAACACAUAUCUUGUAAAGUUUUCCACCUCCUGAAAUCAGCUGUAUUUUAAGCCAGGUUUUAUUCUCUUUUUGUGUGUGAAUGGAAAUAGAAUUUCAUUUCUUUAUAUGCCAAAGUUUUAUGCUUCAUUUUACACCAAAUCAAUUAAAUAUAAUGCUUUUUUUUUUGAUUCCUCAAUGGAGAAAAUGCUUGUUCUUAAUAGUGAACUAUUUUCAUGCCACAUAUGGGGAAUUGGGGCCAAUCUAACAGUUAGUUUCAUAGCCCUUCUGAUGGGGAUGUCAAGUGUCCAUAGAGAACCUUACACCAAACCUUUUCCCCUAGUGAUGGCUUGCUGCAGUAAAAGUAAGAGUUUAGACAAAAUUUCACAUUCUGGGAAGCAAUGGGGAAAGGGACCAGCCUUCCCCCCACCCCAUUCCAUUUUGCAUUGACCAGAGCUUGCCACAACUAAAAAUCAAUGGGCCACAUUCUAAAGGGCUAGAACACAAAACAAACAAAACCUCUUCUUCCUUCAUAAUUUUUUUCUCAGCUGCCAAACUGGAAACUUAUGUCAUUUCUCUGAGACUUGGAAUAUUACAACUGGUCUCCAACUAUUAGUCUUUAUCACCAUAUUUAAUUCAAUGUUCUCAAGGCUCAAAGCAUUUUGAAUUCAGUCGAAGAUCUUGCAACUGUUUUUGAGAGAUUUUUCUGAGAGUUUAUAAAUUGUAUAUAUGUGAGAUUUCAGUUUCAGUUUCUAUAAAAAUUAGUGAAUGACAGGAUAAACAAACAAGCUCAUGUAAAUAAAAUACACCAAAAUGUCAAAUCCAUUUGUACUGAUCAGUGUCCAUUUCAGAACACUAUCAUUUAGAGCCGGCGCCGUGGCUCAAUAGGCUAAUCCUCCACCUUGCGGCGCCGGCACACCGGGUUCUAGUCCCGGUUGGGGCGCCGGAUUCUGUCCCGGUUGCCCCUCUUCCAGGCCAGCUCUCUGCUAUGGCCAGGGAGUGCAGUGGAGGAUGGCCCAGGUGCUUGGGCCCUGCACCCCAUGGGAGACCAGGAAAAGCACCUGGCUCCUGGCUCCUGCCAGGAUCAGCGCGGUGCGCCGGCUGCAGCGGCGGCCAUUGGAGGGUGAACCAACGGCAAAGGAAGACCUUUCUCUCUCUGUCUCUCUCUCUCACUGUCCACUCUGCCUGUCAA
Oryctolagus cuniculus (rabbit) is the source of this 6064-nucleotide messenger RNA. RefSeq names its product gamma-aminobutyric acid type A receptor subunit gamma3 (gene GABRG3). Gene Ontology annotation, molecular function: extracellular ligand-gated monoatomic ion channel activity; GABA-A receptor activity. Gene Ontology annotation, cellular component: membrane. The record is from RefSeq and is a predicted model, not a curated record. NCBI's taxonomy places the organism in Eukaryota, Metazoa, Chordata, Mammalia, Lagomorpha, Leporidae. Gene Ontology annotation, biological process: chloride transport; gamma-aminobutyric acid signaling pathway; monoatomic ion transmembrane transport.